This is a messenger RNA of Fonsecaea monophora, 753 nucleotides long. RefSeq lists its product as hypothetical. The record is from RefSeq and is a predicted model, not a curated record. The transcript has 2 exons. Gene Ontology annotation, molecular function: oxidoreductase activity; zinc ion binding. Bases 1 to 753 code for a protein of 250 amino acids. NCBI's taxonomy places the organism in Eukaryota, Fungi, Ascomycota, Eurotiomycetes, Chaetothyriales, Herpotrichiellaceae.
AUGAAUUCUUAUGGACAUAUGCCGGAGCCGACACCGCGCGGUCAGAUUGGAGGACACGAGGGCGUUGGAUACGUCGUUAAGUUGGGUGACGGAGUGACAGAGGUCCAGUUGGGUGACCGCGUUGGAGUGAAAUGGAUCACGUCGGCCUGUCUGAUCUGCUCCGAGUGCCUCGCUGGGUUCGACAAUCGUUGUAAGAAGCGCAAGGUCGCAGGGUAUAAAACGCCCGGUACAUUUCAACAAUAUAUCAUCAGCGAUCCCCGAUAUGUCACUCCCAUUCCCGAGGGGCUCUCUUCUGAGGCGGCUGCCCCUCUCCUCUGUGGUGGAGUGACCGUGUGGUCAGCUCUAUUAUACAGUGAGUGUAAGCUGGGUGACUGGCUUCUAGUAUCCGGGGCCGGAGGGGGCCUCGGCCACCUCGCAGUUCAGUAUGCAAAGGCGUUCAAUCUGAGAGUCAUCGCCGUCGACCACGGCUCCAAGGCGGACUUUUGCAAGUCCCUCGGGGCAGAUGUCUUUCUUGACUUUACACAAUUCAACUCGGCAGACCUUACUGCCAGAGUCAAGGAAGUCACCGAUGGUGGAUGUCAUGCCGUUAUGGUCUGCAAUGCCAGCUCCGGAGCAUACGAUCAGGCGCUCGAUUUCCUCCGGUACGCUGGAACGCUGGUCUGCGUGGGAAUCCCGGAAGUCGACCCUCACCCCAUGCCAAAUGCUGCCCCCUUCAAGAUCAUCGGGAAUCUCUGGAAAAUAAAAGGUCCGUGA